Sclerotinia sclerotiorum 1980 UF-70 is the source of this 165-nucleotide messenger RNA. RefSeq lists its product with no specific name. The record is from RefSeq and is a predicted model, not a curated record. The transcript has 3 exons. The coding region runs from base 1 to 165 and encodes 54 amino acids. NCBI's taxonomy places the organism in Eukaryota, Fungi, Ascomycota, Leotiomycetes, Helotiales, Sclerotiniaceae.
AUGAUGAGAAUAGAGAAUGAAGAUAAUGGGAAAGACAUGAAAGGUGUAAUGGUUAGAAAGAAGGUUUCGGAAGGAGCGGGAUUAUACAAGUUGUCCUCGUUAGUUCGGAGGGUAAGAAUGAACGGUGAGUAUGAGGAUGAUGAGAUGGUGGUGCGGGUAUACUAA